GCCAACAGUGCCGACAUUUAAUGCAAGGGACAAGAUAUAGGUGUGCCUGAGAAUGGACAAGCACGAGUGGCGAGGUUGUCUGGAGUGGAAGCAACAGAAUCUUCCGCUGUCUACAACCAGCGAGGAGACAGUAAAAUUAUAUGAUGCUUUUCUCACUCAGUGGGUCAGCUGGCGGCCAGACCGCUGUCUAGGUGGCUUGGAGGGCACAGCCGAAAAACUUCUGGAAUCGGAUCCAAACUUUGUGAUGGGACGAGCGUUGGUCAACGGACUGGCCAUCAUGUCAGCAGACAGGUCGCCCCGGCUAGAUACCGGCUUGCGCGUACUAGCUUUGCGGUGA
Priapulus caudatus is the source of this 337-nucleotide messenger RNA. Its product is annotated as tetratricopeptide repeat protein 38-like. Bases 53 to 337 code for a protein of 94 amino acids. Lineage: Eukaryota; Metazoa; Priapulida; Priapulimorpha; Priapulimorphida; Priapulidae. The record is from RefSeq and is a predicted model, not a curated record. The transcript is spliced from 5 exons.